AUGUUUGCCAACAAGCGACUGGGCAAGGAGCUCAUCAAGAUAAAAGAUCACACUCCCCCGGGAAUCACAAUCGCCAAGUCAGAUAGCCUGGAGGAAUGGCAAAUGGACAUCAAAGUCCUUGAUGACAACCCUCUGUAUAAGGACCAGACAUAUCGAUUGAAGUUUACCUUCAACAACAAAUACCCCAUAGAACCCCCGGAAGUCCAGUUCAUCGAAUUGCCCGCCUCCUCUGAUACACCCCGCCCGAUCCCGAUGCAUCCACACAUCUACAGCAACGGCAUCAUAUGCCUUGACCUUCUCAGCUCCUCUGGAUGGUCCCCGGUGCAGACUUGCGAGAGCGUCUGCAUGAGUAUCCAGAGCAUGUUGACGGCCAACUCGCGCAACGAGCGACCUCCCGGUGACAGUGAAUUUGUCGCUUACAACCGCCGCCGAAUUCGGGAUAUCCCCUUUGUCUACGAGGAUGACAACGUAUGA
Penicillium atrosanguineum is the source of this 474-nucleotide messenger RNA. Its product is annotated as ubiquitin-conjugating enzyme E2. Bases 1 to 474 code for a protein of 157 amino acids. Lineage: Eukaryota; Fungi; Ascomycota; Eurotiomycetes; Eurotiales; Aspergillaceae. The record is from RefSeq and is a predicted model, not a curated record. The transcript has 4 exons. Gene Ontology annotation, molecular function: ubiquitin conjugating enzyme activity. Gene Ontology annotation, cellular component: nucleus. Gene Ontology annotation, biological process: proteasome-mediated ubiquitin-dependent protein catabolic process; protein polyubiquitination.